AUGAGAAAUAGACAGACAGUCGGGGUAAGCCGACUAUCAUCAUGUAACCGCCUACCGGAGGAUACAUGGGAAAUUACUUUUCAGAGGGAGGGGAAGGUCAUUAUAGGGAAGAAGUUCAAGGAAUGCAGGUUGAGGAGGCCUGCAGUUGAUGCGGCUGGACGGGGGUUACUACCCGACUCCCGUCCGCGCCUUCACUGCCAAGUUAUUGCGAUUGAACGUAUACCAGCUGAGUUGCGUCCCACGAAGCACCCGUGUAACGAGUCCCUCGAGAAGACCUCGGCUCAGCCCAAGCGAUCUGAGAUCCCGGAAGCUUUCGGGAACCCAGACGCCACGCCAGGUUAG
Molecule: messenger RNA, 342 nt
Organism: Macrosiphum euphorbiae (potato aphid)
Lineage: Eukaryota; Metazoa; Arthropoda; Insecta; Hemiptera; Aphididae
Source: the annotation of a GenBank genome assembly